UUGUGACCUGGGCCGCAGAUCUAAGAGCCUUUCCCAGGAAUUGGUGUCAGCGCCUUUCUCCUCCACCGCUAGCCCGCCAGCCCGUGGCUGCAAGGUCUCCCCACACUUCCAUGGCGCUGCCUGGUCCAGUGGGUUUGGGUCCAUCACCGCAGCCCCAGCGCCGGUGGAGCUGAUGGGGUCUUGCAUACGCUGAGUACGGAUGGGGCGAGGAAGGAGUCUGCGGAGGAGGAGGAUCGUCCUCGGGUUAGAUACUACUUCCUUGCCUCCGGUGAUGGGCUCUGAGCCCAGUGCCUGGAAGUAGAUUGAUCCAAUACGAGUGAAUGCACAGGGCCUGGGCUGCCCAGAGCGCUGGUGUUCUGGAAAGCUCUCAGAACUGGGCUUGGUCCGAAUUGGACCCAGAACCUGCCCUUCCAAUUGCUACUCACUGGUGGGGAGAUAAGACAGAGGGGACGUGUGUCAGAGGGGACAUCAGCGCAAAUAAAGAGCCGUGGGAGCGCAGAGAAGAGCGAGCUUUACGUCUCACAGAGCACCCUCGCAAGCUAUGUCUUGUGUUUGAGGAGCUGACAUGGACCCAAAUCCUCGGGCAUCGCUGGAGCGCCAGCAGCUCCGCCUGCGGGAGCGGCAGAAAUUUUUUGAGGACAUCUUACAGCCAGAGACAGAGUUUGUCUUCCCCCUGUCCCACCUGCAUCUUGAGGCACAGAGACCCCCCAUAGGUAGUAUCUCAUCCAUGGAAGUGAAUGUGGACACCCUGGAGCAAGUGGAGCUUAUUGACCUUGGGGAUCAGGACGGAGCAGACGUGUUCUUGCCUUGCGAAGAUCCUCCACCAACCCCCCAGACGUCUGGGGCUGCUGACCAUCCAGAGGAGCUGAGCCUGCCAAUGCACAGGCCAGACAGGACCACGUCCCGCACUUCCUCCUCAUCUUCUGACUCCUCCACCAACCUGCACAGCCCAAAUCCCAGUGACGACGGAGCAGACACGCCCUUGGCACAGUCUGACGAGGAGGAGGAUGGGGAUGAGGGAGGGGCAGAGCCUGGAGCCUGCAGCUAGCAGUGGGCCCCCACCUAUGGACUGGCCGAGCUGGCUACUCUCCACAUGAGACCCUAGGCCCAGCCAGAGCCCUUCGGAGAAGACCAGACUCUACUUGUAGUAGGCACCAGAGAGAGGGUGGAAAGGAAGGUGGGGUGGUAUACCUCCUGGGAGUUAACCCUCUCCUGUUUUACUGCUAACCUUUCCUGCUGCAACCCUCCCAUUAGUUUUUGGCUUACUCCUGAGGUAGAGCUUCGAGCAAGGAGAUGGAGAUAAGGUAGGACAAGAUGCCACUGCUUUUCUUAGCACCCCUUAUCCCCCAAACUACCCGUGCAGUCUUCUAACGGAGCCUCCUACACCAGUGUCUCUAAAUGGACGCGAACCCUUCAGCACUCACGUGAGGCGGUGCCCGAGCGAUCCUGGUUCCCUGUGUCCUCGUUUGGAAUAGGGCACAGAAUAAACAAUAAACAAAUGA
Messenger RNA from Molossus molossus (Pallas's mastiff bat), 1502 nucleotides. It is a transcript of the gene DBNDD2, whose product is annotated as dysbindin domain containing 2. The transcript has 4 exons. NCBI's taxonomy places the organism in Eukaryota, Metazoa, Chordata, Mammalia, Chiroptera, Molossidae. Bases 566 to 1048 code for a protein of 160 amino acids. Gene Ontology annotation, biological process: negative regulation of protein kinase activity. Gene Ontology annotation, cellular component: cytoplasm. The record is from RefSeq and is a predicted model, not a curated record.